ACAUGGCGGCUGGUGCGUCGUUCGACAAACAGGGUUAAAAUCUCGUUCUCCCAUAAUCUAACGUCGCCGUUUGUACUAAUUAUCUACUUUCAUUCCUUCCUUGUGACCCAUGCUGUUCGAAUAGUUAGUUUGUAGAACGACUUAGGGGUAAAAUUGUGCGUGAGAGAGGGAAGAAGUGUCGGGAUGUUGUCGUUUAGUCGUCUGCAGAGAAGACAGGUGGCGACGUUCGUUCUGACCUGGGUGGCGUACGCCUCCACAUACCUGGUCAGGAAACCGCUGGGGGUGAUCAAGACAGACCUGGCCUCAGAACUGAGUUUGACUAAAACACAGCUGGGAUGGCUGGACACCUCCAUGCUGUUACCUUACGCUACCAUGCAGAUGAUCCUGGGUCCUCUGGCAGACAAGUUUGGUGCCCGUAGUACCCUGGCCUGGUGCCUGUUUCUGUCAGCAGCCUCUGUGGUUGGAUUUGGUACAUGGAUAGACGUGUUCCUUCUCAUGAUCAUGCUGUUCUUCAAUGGAGUUGCUCAGGCUCAGACGUGGCCGUGCUGUGUGAAGGCCCUCGGCUCCUGGUACCCUGACAGGCAGCGCAACGCCAUAUUUGGUAUCUGGGGGACCUGUACCUUUGCUGGGGGCAUCAUGGGAACUGGUCUAGCAGUACACAUACAGAGGAUGUAUGGAUGGAGGUCUGUGUUCUUCUACCCAGCACUCGUAGUGGCUGCAGUGGGAGCACUUGUCUAUAUCUUCCUGCACACUCCAUGGGAAGUUGGGCUGGAUAUACCAGGGAAAGAUCCAGAGCCAGUGUCUAAAGCAGGAAACACCACUUCCCUCAAAUUCUGGCAACUGUUGGGAAUAAAAAUGUUACCAGAGCUGGCUGCUACUGUCUUCUUUGUAAAGAUUGUCAGGUACUGUCUGCUGAUGUGGCUGCCUAUGUACUUGUUUCAAGAGCUUCAUUACAGCAAAGCUCAAGCAGGGUUGCUGUCUACUUCAUUUGAGAUUGGUGGUGUGUUGGGAAGUGCAACACUGGGAGUGUUCAUUGAUAAACUGUUCCAUGGUGACAGUCUGCAGGGGGUGUCUACAGUCAUCAUGUUCAGUACCCUGUCCCUGAUCCUGUUCCUCCUCACCGCCUCCUGGGGCAUACCCUUCAACGUCAUGUGUAUGCUGCUGACAGGGAUGUUCAACUGUGGGCCUGAUGCCAUCCUGACUGGGUCACUACCUACACAGCUGGGGGACAAGGAUGGGAGGAAUGCACACGCCGCCAUCUCAGGGUUCAUUAACGGUUUUGGCAGUGUGGGUACAGUGUUGCAGGGUCCCAUCAUCGGAGCCAUAGCAGAGUGGUACGGCUGGGAGGGCACCUUCUACUUCAUGAUCGUCGUUUCUCUGAUAGCAACGUUCUGCAUCUGUCGAGCUGUGUCCACACGGCAGGAUCUACCAGGGGCAUUGGUUAGAUAGCCCAGUCAAACUGUUUCACUGUAGGUUAGCUUCAGUUUUGAGCUCAAAUUUGAUCUGUAUUUUUAAGCUCAAAUUUGAUCUGUAAACAAAUUUGGAACUGAAACAUCCUGUUGUUACAUCUUUUGAUGAUGAUAUUGACUGAGAGAGAGAGAGAGAGCUUCCAUUGAUACAUGUAUCUUAGUAGUAACACUCUGUAAGUGUUAAGUACGUGUCUUCCUAUACAUGUUCAUGUGGCCCCUUUUGGGCCAUGUUCCCCAAUUUUCACACAGAAUAUUUUCUAGACCAAUACAUAUCCAUCUAAUCUUAAGUGCAAUUCAAAAUACGUUAGGAUAUUCUCAAAUGCAAUGGUUAAUGUAGUUACUUACAGACUCAGGUUUCCAUAACGCAUUGUGCUAGAUCCUUGUGAGUGUAAUGAGUUAUAAUACUGCAGUGUUGAUACAAAACAAGACCAGUUCACAGAAGGAUAAGGGAAUUCUCGUCAAUUGUAUUUUGCUUGCAGUAAGACACCUGGUGUAACAGCAGGCUAUUUUAAGUACCAGAAGUGUAUAUUGUAUCAUGCUACAAUGCUCUUAGACACCUGAUAUUCUAUGCAUCAUGGAGGUUAACCUUGUGAUAAUUGUUUACCAUUUGUUUGGUAUAUGUUUAACCAAACUUCCAUGGUGAAGUGAAAAUUAUUUACCAUUAUUGAAGUUCUACAUGAUCCCAAUAAAAAGGUUAGACUUAUUGGUAAUUUUCCCGUCUACAAACUUUACUCGAGAAGUAGUUAAUUAGCCACAAGCAAACUUAUUUAUAUAUGUACUUACUAACAAAGAAGGCUACAACAACCUUACUGACAGACUUGGAAACAGAAAUGAGAAAACAACAAAGGCUUUUUUACCUGUAAUCAUUGUGCAUAGGAAAGUAGUGUAAUAAUCCAUUUCUCACAUUUCCUGAUUCGUCUAAAAUAAAUCAGAAUUCCACAAAUGCUGUAGGUUUUCUACAUUAAGUUUGCAUGUCAUCUUAGAAACUGUCCUAGAGAGCAUACAUAUCAUCUGAUUUGAGGAUUGUGAAGACAAGUGAUUAAGGAAUUGUGGCUGUGAUCCACUAAUU
Molecule: messenger RNA, 2538 nt
Organism: Branchiostoma belcheri (Belcher's lancelet)
Lineage: Eukaryota; Metazoa; Chordata; Leptocardii; Amphioxiformes; Branchiostomatidae
Product: putative glycerol-3-phosphate transporter 5
Exons: 12
Coding region: 184-1449 (421 amino acids)
Biological process (GO): transmembrane transport
Cellular component (GO): membrane
Molecular function (GO): transmembrane transporter activity
Source: RefSeq, a predicted model, not a curated record